AUGAAACUCACAACAACGACGACACGGUCGACAACGAAACUCACAACAACGACGACACGGUCGACAACGAAAACAACACAACCAACAACACGAUCGACAACAAGAAUAAUAGCAACACAAACAACAACAUUAACAGUAACAACAACAUCAACAACAGUAAUAACAAUAACAACAUCAACAACAAUGACAACAAUAACAUCAACAACAAUAAUAACAACGCGCUCAACAACAACAAUCCGUGAGUAG
Molecule: messenger RNA, 246 nt
Organism: Rotaria sp. Silwood2
Lineage: Eukaryota; Metazoa; Rotifera; Eurotatoria; Philodinida; Philodinidae
Source: the annotation of a GenBank genome assembly